AACUCGAUUCUGUUUGAACUGUCAACUGAGACUGAGCGGAUAAGGCUAAACAUCCUGCGCUUUUUUCAAAAAGUGAGGAGUCACGGAGACUCUGUUAUUCGUGCUCUUUCAGUUUCAGCCGUUGGACUUGGAAUUGGAUGCUCCAGUUUCGUCACGAGCGGAGGAAUCGAAACUCAUUGCUUCAAAGCAAAACAACUUUUCCAUUUCACUUUUUAAUCCGCAGUGAAUCACUCGUGCUUUAAUCUAUCUCACCGGAGCUGUUUCUGUCCAUUUCUAGACUAGAUCUCAGAUAUCACAAUAAUGGAGGUCAAGUUAGACCUAAAGGACGCUGCGGAUUGGGUGUAUAGAGGAGAAGGAGCCGUUAAUCUUGUUCUCGCUUACACCGGAACUUCUCCCGCUUUUAUUGGGAAAGUAAUGAGAAUUCAAAAAGUUCCAAGGAGCAAAACAGCCAAAAAGCAGGUGGAGGGUGUGAAUGGUUGUUCGGUCUUAGAAAGGCAUGCUCAGCUUGUGUGGAGAGACAAUGCAGAGUUACUUUUGGCAUCUAACAAAGAAACAUUGGAGCAACUAUAUAUUCAGCAUGUUAUGAGCCCGUUGUUAGGCCCCAAACACGUUGAUGCGGGACUGCGUGUCCUUGUAACCAGGGCAUUUCUAGAGUAUGUUCAAUAUAAUGCUUUGUGCCGGCGUCCUGCUUCGCGAGUUGAUGCUGCUGAGGUUGAUACACAUUGUGAUUCUGUGCUUCUUUUGUCUGAUCAUACUGUUUUUCCUCAAGGUAUUCUCAAUGGGGAACCCUGCCUUGCUGUUGAAAUUAAGCCCAAAUGUGGAUUUCUUCCAGAUUCAUCCUUCAUAGCUGAAGAAAAUGCUAUUAAAAGGAGAAUGACUCGUUUUAGAUUACAUCAAGCCCUAAAGUUGCAUCAACAUGAGAUAUCAGAGCUAAGUGACUAUGAUCCACUUGACCUGUUCUCUGGGUCCAAGGAAAGAAUGAGUAAAGCUAUCAAAGCUCUCUAUGUUACUCCUCAGAACAAUUUCCGGGUAUUUUUGAAUGGUUCCCUUAUACUUGGGGGCUUGGGUGGUGCCACUGGAAGUACUAAUUUUGCUACUGAAAAAGCAUUUGAAGAUGCUCUCAAGUGUGUCAUUCAAGCGGAUGAUGGUCUACGCACAAAUAGUUUUAUACAGCUUGUUUCUGAGGCAGUUUAUCAUGCUGGAAUAAUGGACCGACUUCUUGAAGCUCAGAAGCUCGAUUAUUGUGACAUUGAAGGGGCGAUUCAUGCAUAUUAUAACAUUAUUUCUCAACCUUGCAAGGCAUGCAAAAACUUGGAUGAGCAGAAAGUGUCACACCGGUAUUCCUCAUUGCAUUGCAUUACGUUGGAUGAGAGUUUGAAGAUUGUGAGGGACUAUUUGAUAUCUUCAACUGCAAAGGACUGUAGUUUGAUGAUUUGUUUUAGACCAAAGGGUGCUGAGGUUUCAGAAUCUUCCCAUAAUAGUGUUUACCUAGAAUCAACCAAACAAGUUUUUGAAUACAAGGUGUAUUUCAUUGACCUGGAUUUGAAACCUUUGGAGAAAUUGGAGAAACAUUAUGAGAAAGACAAGAAGAUUGUGAGCUGUUACUCUCAGAAGCUAUAUGGUACGAAUGGAGUGAACAAAGAUGUAGCAAUGAACAGUUGUAUACAAUACUGAGCCUUGGAGGAUACUUUUUGCUGAACUCUGUACUGGUAAGUGCUAGUAGUUUGACAUAUGUUCAUUAAUAAAUUUUACUUUGUAAAUUUGUGAGAGUUUUUAUGGCCUAGGAUUUCCCUUCUCAAGUUUUUAUUAGUCUAUGGAUCCUUCUUUUUUUUACUUUUGUUGGAGUGUGGAAUCUGAUCAUGUCUAAAAGAUAUUGUUAGAGACCUGGAAGUGCUGCAACACUCCAAACCAGAAUAGCUGGCUCCUCCAGUUCAUUUCCCCAGAAACUAAAGAACUCCCAGCAGCGCAAGACCACACACAACAAUCAAUCCAAUGCAAUUAUUGUAAUUCCAAGAUGUAACAGUACAAUGUAAUUCAUUCAUCAAUGGAAACAAGUUACUGAUAUUCAUUUCA
Messenger RNA from Mangifera indica (mango), 2073 nucleotides. RefSeq names its product inositol-pentakisphosphate 2-kinase-like. Gene Ontology annotation, cellular component: nucleus. The coding region runs from base 301 to 1674 and encodes 457 amino acids. The record is from RefSeq and is a predicted model, not a curated record. The transcript is spliced from 8 exons. NCBI's taxonomy places the organism in Eukaryota, Viridiplantae, Streptophyta, Magnoliopsida, Sapindales, Anacardiaceae. Gene Ontology annotation, molecular function: ATP binding; inositol-1,3,4,5,6-pentakisphosphate 2-kinase activity. Gene Ontology annotation, biological process: inositol phosphate biosynthetic process.